Tribolium madens (black flour beetle) is the source of this 1832-nucleotide messenger RNA. Its product is annotated as aldehyde dehydrogenase, dimeric NADP-preferring-like. The transcript has 2 exons. Gene Ontology annotation, molecular function: aldehyde dehydrogenase (NAD+) activity. Bases 235 to 1764 code for a protein of 509 amino acids. Gene Ontology annotation, biological process: aldehyde metabolic process. Gene Ontology annotation, cellular component: cytoplasm. NCBI's taxonomy places the organism in Eukaryota, Metazoa, Arthropoda, Insecta, Coleoptera, Tenebrionidae. The record is from RefSeq and is a predicted model, not a curated record.
AAAAAAUCCCUUCUCCAUGUCUUAUUUCUCCCUCCUCUACUAAUUACCCUCGUCCUCCCUUCGUCCACGGUCAGUGUUACCUCCAAGGUAAACUAGGCGAAGGCCCGUUCUGCGCGAAAACCGCGAUUGGUUCGCAAGUUUCGGUACAGUUCCCUCGCAGAUCGGUAUUAUCUAACAGUAGUUGCAUCCAUGCAAUACAACAAACACACAGCUAGAAAGUGAACGCGAGUGAAAAUGUAUUCAAGAACCGGCGAAACAGUCGUCGACAUAACACUUCCAGACCCGGCGAAGGUUGUUCACAUCGCCAGAGAUCGAUUCGAAGAAGGCAAAACCAAACCGAUCAAAUUCCGGAAGAAGCAGCUCAAUAACCUCCUCAAGUUCGUACAGGAGAAUGAAGACGCUAUCCUGGAAGCCCUUUACCAGGACUUCAAGAAACCCAAACAAGAAGCGGUGUGCUACGAAAUCGGUCCGGUGGUCAAGGAAGCCAAACAUGCCAUCAACCAUAUGGACGAGUGGACGAAACCAGAGAAACCCAAAAAAUCGCUGGUUAAUUUUAUGGAUGGGGUGAUGAUUUAUAAUGAUCCGUAUGGGGUUGUGCUAGUCAUGGGUGCCUGGAAUUAUCCCCUGAUGCUGGUACUGAUGCCUGUUAUCGGUGCUAUAGCAGCCGGCAAUUGCGUUGUAAUCAAACCCUCGGACCUCUCUCCUGCUACAAGUCAACUCAUUUAUAAACUGCUCCCCAACUAUUUGGAUCCUGAGUGCUAUCCUGUAUACUUGGGUGGAGUUAAAGAAACAACUGAAUUACUUAAAGAAAAAUUCGAUUAUAUUUUCUACACAGGCUCCACCUCUGUAGGCCAAAUCGUCCACAAAGCAGCCAAUAAGCAUCUCACACCUGUCACAUUAGAAUUGGGCGGCAAAAGCCCCGCCUACAUUGACAACUCGGCCGAUAUUGCCAAAACUGUGAAACGUAUUUUAUGGGGAAAAUGCAUAAACUCGGGCCAGACUUGCAUCGCCCCUGACUAUAUUUUAUGCACUAAAGAAGUGCAAGAAAAGUUCGUCAAAUAUGCACAAAAGGCUCUUUUGGAGUUUUACGGUAGUGACAUUAAAGAUAGUAAUGAUUAUUGUCGGAUUAUCACUGAUAGACAUUUCGAGAGAUUGAUUGGUCUUUUGCCCGGCCUUAAGAUCGCCGUUGGGGGACGCUACGAGCAAAAAGAGAGAUUUAUGGAGCCCACAAUCGCUAUAGAUGUCAACCCCAAUCACGCCAUAAUGCAAGAGGAGAUUUUCGGUCCUAUUUUACCCAUUAUUCCAGUAAAUAGUAUAGAUGAAGCUAUCACUUUUAUCAAUCGCAGGAACAAACCCCUCGCUUUGUAUAUUUUCUCAACCAGAAAACACGACCGGGAAACACUCCUCUCGAAGACCUCCAGUGGUGGAGUUUGUGUCAAUGAUACAAUCCUCCAUGCUUCAGUCGAUGUUUUACCAUUUGGUGGUGUUGGGACAAGUGGUAUGGGUUGUUAUCAUGGAAAAAAAACAUUUGAUACUUUUACACACAAAAAGAGUGUUCUAGUUAGGGAUUUUCAAGCCAUUCCGGAGAAAAUCAUGGCGAGUAGGUACCCGCCGUACUCGAAUUCGAAAAUUUCUUUAAUUCAGAUGGCCCUAGAAGAGCGGAAAAGGGUCUCAUUGAAAUACUUGCCACAUUUUGUGAUGUUUCUGUUAGGGAUAGGAAUCACAAUCGCGGUUUAUUUUUUGUACCUGUAUGUGGAAGUCUAAUGUGAUUUUGGUGAUAAGAGGUGUCCUAGGUUAGGUUUAAUAACAAAUAAAAGAUUUUUUUAAUUUUA